Molecule: messenger RNA, 778 nt
Organism: Hibiscus syriacus
Lineage: Eukaryota; Viridiplantae; Streptophyta; Magnoliopsida; Malvales; Malvaceae
Product: cytochrome c
Exons: 3
Coding region: 158-499 (113 amino acids)
Biological process (GO): mitochondrial electron transport, ubiquinol to cytochrome c; mitochondrial electron transport, cytochrome c to oxygen
Cellular component (GO): mitochondrial intermembrane space
Molecular function (GO): electron transfer activity; heme binding
Source: RefSeq, a predicted model, not a curated record
CACGCUUCUCGAUUUCCUCGAUCUCUGGAACAUUCACAGAAAGCUCUCAAAAUUUCUCUUUAUUUCUUGUUCUCUCGCCUUCUCUCUCAAAUUUUAUUUCUUCAACGCAAAAGAAAGAAAGAAGAAAGAAAAGUUAAACAACCCGAAGCUUGCAAAGAUGGCGUCGUUUGAGGAAGCUCCGCCUGGAAAUGCAAAGGCCGGUGAGAAGAUAUUCAAGACCAAGUGUGCCCAGUGCCAUACCGUCGACAAAGGUGCCGGCCACAAGCAAGGACCCAACCUUAACGGUCUGUUUGGAAGGCAGUCGGGUACAACCCCAGGCUACUCCUAUUCAGCUGCUAACAAGAACAGAGCUGUGAUUUGGGAGGAACAUACUUUGUAUGAUUAUCUGCUCAACCCUAAGAAGUACAUUCCUGGAACAAAAAUGGUGUUCCCUGGAUUGAAGAAGCCACAAGAUCGUGCCGACCUGAUCGCAUAUUUGAAGGAGUCUACGGCCUCCUAAAUGAGCUUCUAGCAGUAAUAUUUGCAGUCAUUGGAGAUUGUUUCAGUUUCAGAAUACUUGUGUUAUCAGCCUACGGCCUCCUGAUUGCAAAAAUGGACCUUUAUAAUAAUAAGGCUUAUUCAAUUAGAUUGCAACUGUAUUUGAUGAAUUUCGGGUGAAUUAUCAGCCUGAGAAAGAUGAUUUUGUUUUCAGACUAUUUAACCAGAUCCGAGGCAUAUUGCAUAUACAAAUAAUGUUGCAUAUAGGAUAUAAGCAGAGGCCAGCUGCCUCACUUGGUUA